GAGCACGCGCGUCGAGCUGGGGCCGGGGGCAGCUAGCUGCACCAUGAAUAUCAUACACUCUUCCUCCAUUUCUGUGUUGGAAUCAGCGAAAGCAAUAGCAGCUGGUUCGCGCCACGUCACCAUCAGCAGUGAGGGAGUCAAUUCUGUCGCUACAAAGCUAAGUGAGUUGGAGGAGAAUGCAAUAGGUCUUGGAGAGCCGGAGGGCAGCCCGUCACUCCUGGAGCCAGUCGGCCUGUCUGGCGAUGAAGACCUGUUGAACUGGAUAUUUUUCCUCGACACGCUCAACUUCUGCUUCUGGUCAGAUGAACCCACUCUAUUCACAGUCCGAUACCGCAACAAGUUCUGGACGGGCUACAGAGCCCUCGAGGCAGCUGCAUCGCGAGCCAUCGAGGCCGGCACACCCCUCCACCGUCCAUCCUACUUUGGUCACAUGUCUCUCGCCCAGUUGGAGGAGGUGUUCAGGUCCGAGACCCAUGUCCCCAUUCCACUCCUGGAACAGAGACUACACUGCCUACACGAAGUGGCUUCGGUUCUUCAGGAACACUGUGGAGGUAAAGUAAGCAGAUUAGUGGAGAUCUGUGAUAAAGACGCGGUGAGAUUGGCACACCAGCUGGCCGCCUCCUUCCCCUGUUUCAGAGAUCAGGCCACGUACGACGGACAGACCGUUGUCUUCCUGAAGAGAGCUCAGAUAUUCCCGGCCGACCUGUGGAACCGGUUUGGGGGAACGAGAUACGGGGAAUUUAGAAACAUCGGAGACCUCACCAUGUUUGCCGACUACAGAGUACCCCAGACUCUCCAGUAUUUUGGGGUACUUCACUACUCCAAACAGCUGUUGUCAAGGCUACGGGACGGGGUGGAGUUACCCCAGGGGUGCACGGAAGAGGUUGAGAUCAGGGGGUGUUCCAUUUGGGCUGUGGAGGCAAGUCGCCCAUGUUGAAACUGAACGUGAUACUCGUAUUCCUCUCCUUUUUAUCACUUCCCUCUCUACCCCCUCUUUUGCAGCUUAUAAAACAGAGGAUUGAAGAGUUGCGUGUGUCAGAUGGAAGCCACACCCCCAAUUCCCCAGUCUACUCGGUUGCCAUUGACUACUGGCUGUGGAACUAUGCCAAGACCCAGGCAAAGGUCAUGACCCAAUUCCCAAUCCAUCACACAAGAACAAUCUUCUACUGAGAACAUAAUGGAACAUAGACAUGCAACUGACGUGGAACACAGACCGACAACAUUUUAUUCAUCCGACAAUGGAACAAUCCCGUGGCGUUGACAUGGAAUCGAGACUAUAACUACAAUUGUCUUUUGUUAAAAC
Molecule: messenger RNA, 1303 nt
Organism: Geodia barretti
Lineage: Eukaryota; Metazoa; Porifera; Demospongiae; Tetractinellida; Geodiidae
Source: the annotation of a GenBank genome assembly